Molecule: messenger RNA, 1392 nt
Organism: Molossus molossus (Pallas's mastiff bat)
Lineage: Eukaryota; Metazoa; Chordata; Mammalia; Chiroptera; Molossidae
Product: keratin, type I cuticular Ha7-like
Molecular function (GO): structural molecule activity
Source: RefSeq, a predicted model, not a curated record
AUGGACAAGCAAGGAGUCCAGCCCUUUAGCAUCAUAACUUCCGACUGCGGUGGUUCGCCCCUCGGUGGGCAGGUUUCCGAGGCAAAGGCUGCCUGCCUGGGCCUCUCGGCCACCCUGGCACAUGCCAGCCGCGUCCGUGUGGGGACGACCCCUCUGGGCCGACCCAACCUCUGUCUGCCCCUCUGUUGCCUCACCGCCUGCCCCUUGCCCGACAUUCCUGGCAACGUCGGAAGCUGUGGGACCUACGGGGAGGGCACCCUGAACGGCCACGAGAAGGUGACCAUGCAGUUCCUGAACGACCGCCUGGCCAACUACCUGGAGAAGGUGCGGCAGCUGGAGCGGGAGAACGCGGAGCUGGAGACCAAGAUCCGAGAGCGGAGCCAGUGCCACGAGACCACCGUGUGCCCCAACUACCAGGGCUACUUCCGGAGCAUUGAGGAGCUCCCGCAGAAGACCCUGUGCAUCAAAUCUGAGAACAGUAGGCGGGUCUCACAAAUCGACAAUGCCCAGCUGGCUGCUGACGACUUCAGGACCAAGUAUCAUCAGGUGGAGCACUCACUCCUCCGGCUGGUGGAGGCCGUGUGUGGCCUGCACAGGGCCAUGGAUGACCUCACACUCGCCAAGGCCGACCUGGAGGCCCAGGUGGAGUCCCAAGAGGAGCUGCUCUGCCUCAAGAAGAACCACGAGCAGGAAGUCCGUACUCUGAAGUGCCAGCUGGGGGACAAGCUGCGGAUUGAGCUGGACACGGAGCCCACCGUGGACCUGAGCAGGGUGCUGGACAACAUGCGGUGCCAGUACGAGGCCAUGGUGGAGACCAACCGCCGAGAUGUGGAGCAGUGGUUCCAAGCGCAGUCGGAAGGCAUCAGCCUGCAGGCCACGUCCUGCUGCGAGGAGCUGCAGUGCUGCCAGUCGGAGAUCCUGGAGCUGAGGUGCACAGUGAACGCCCUGGAGGUGGAGCGCCAAGCCCAGCACCACCUCAAGGACUGUCUGCAGAACUCCCUGUGUGAGUCCGAGGCUCGCUUCGGCACCGAGCUGGCCCAGACGCAGUGCCUGAUCGGCACCGUGGAGGCCCAGCUGGCCGAGAUCCGGGCCGACCUGGAGCGGCAGAACCAGGAGUACCAGGUGCUGCUGGACGUGCGGGCCCGGCUGGAGGGCGAGAUCACCACGUACCGGUACCUCCUGGAGAGCACGGACUGCAAGCUGCCCUGCAAGCCAUGCACCACCCGGCCUCCGGCCGCCUCAGGCCUCCCGUGGGCCCUGCUCAUCACCCCGGUGCUGACCUGUUCCUCCGCCGGAGCCCAUCAUGGACAUCAUCACAUGACCACCACCACGAUGGUCCUUGUCGUCAUCGUCGUCGUCAUCAUCAUCAUCAUCAUCAUCAUCACACUGUAA